AUGUUAAACGGGGGCUCGAAUCCUCCGUUUGUGCUCCUUGAAAACGAAGCCAUCAGAUGCAAAACACCUUCCAACCGCACCAUAUUGGAGAUUCAUCCCAUGGGUAAUUCAGCCUCAUCUCGCGUGUUGGCUGCCUCCGGUAACGUUUACUUGUCAAACAAGCGGCUUGUGAUGAUCUGCUCUUCUGCUGAAAGUAAUGAUUUUAAAUCAUUCCAGGUUUUGUAUCCGCAGGUAAAGUCAUUCAAGUUAGAGAGCCCGUGGUUUGGUGUGAACAAGUGGCGGGGGUUGUUUAGCUGUCUGGACCAUGAGACUGGGUUGUUGAAAGGGACAGAUUACGAGAUCGUUAUCAAGUUUACUGAAGGAGGGGUGGUGGACUUCACUACCGUGUUCAAUAAGGCAUGGAAUGACCAUGUCGUGAACAAGGAUAUCGACGAUGACUUGCCAAGAUAUUCAGUGGUAUAG
Molecule: messenger RNA, 462 nt
Organism: Babjeviella inositovora NRRL Y-12698
Lineage: Eukaryota; Fungi; Ascomycota; Pichiomycetes; Serinales
Exons: 1
Coding region: 1-462 (153 amino acids)
Biological process (GO): positive regulation of DNA-templated transcription
Cellular component (GO): nucleus
Molecular function (GO): chromatin DNA binding; transcription coactivator activity
Source: RefSeq, a predicted model, not a curated record